GCCUUCCCCAGAGCGCAGCACAGUCAUUGACUUCCCAGGCGCAGUUAAAAUCUGUUCCAUCUGCAUUUGGCCUUUCCAAUAAAAGCACAAGUGAGCCCUCUUUGUUUACAAGUGAAUGAGUGAUGUGAUGACGCAUGACGUGUAGGGCUCGCGUAUAACAUGUUAGGAGCGCCCGAGUCGAGCGGCAGCGGGCCAUGUGCGCACACGCACGCGCCGAGAGCUCGCGCGGGGGGGCGGGGGCGGGGGGCUAUCUCGCGCUGCUGCUGAUAGCGGGUGCAUCCGCCGCGCUAUCAGCCACCGACUCCACUCGCCACCUCCAUAUCUUCGGCUGGCACCUACAGCUGCAAGAGAACGAGGCGAUCCUCGCGCCGCACUACAAGGAGUGCCGGUACUACUCGGGGCGCGUGGUGGACGUGAACGCGUCGGCGGCGAUGGUGACGGAGUGCGCGGGGCGCUGGUACGGGCUGGUGCAGGUGGGCGAGGAGGUGUUCGCGCUGCCCCCGCGCCGCGCCCCCCGCCCCGCCCCCCGCCCCGCGCACGCGCUGCGCCGCCGGGACCUGGUGCUCACGCUGGUGCCGCAGCAAGUGCCGGUCUACAACCUCACGGACGACAUCCAGCCCGAGCUGGACUAUGACGAAGAAGAGCUGACGCCAGCAAAGGCACGCAUCCAGACGCGGAGUAGCCUGGCGACACACGAGGACUUCUUCAGGACGGAGCCCCCAGCCUUCAGACCCGGUUCACGGCUGUGGCUGGAGCUGGCGGUGGUGGCGGACCACACGAUGCUCGAGUUCCACGGAGACAAAGUUCAGCACUAUAUUUUGGCUCUCAUGAAUAUUGUGACAGCGAUCUUCAACGAGCGUUCCCUGGGAGCCAACAUGACCAUCGUGAUCCGCAAGCUGUACCUGCUGCAGCGGCCCGACCCGGCCGUGCGCUACGCCGACAUCAGCGACGCGCUGCGCCGCGUCAACAAGUGGAACAAGAGGCAUCUGCUGAAGAUUGAGGAUGAGUCCUCCCGCUGGGACGCCCUAGUCUGGCUGACGCGCGCGGCGCUGGGCGGCGGCCCGUCGGGGCUGGCGCGCAUGAACAGCGUCUGCAGCAUGAACUCCUCGGCCGUGGUGCACGACGAGGGCUUCAACAGCGGCUUCGUCAUCGCGCACGAGAUCGGACACCUGCUGGGCCUCCACCACGACGACGCGGGCGCGUGCGGCGGCGGCGGCGGUGGCGGCGGCAGCGGCGGCGGCGGCGGCUCCGUGAUGAGCUCGGUGGUGCGCUCCUCGCUGCACUUCACCUGGUCGCCCUGCUCCAGGAACCAGUUCCACAUCAAGUCCAGGCGAUGGAAGUGCCUGCACUCGCGCUCGGCUGCGGCGGGGUUCGCGCUGGGCGAGGACGGGCCGGCGGGCGCGGCGCAAGUGUUCGGAGUAGACCACCAGUGCCGCGUCGACUUCGGGGAUGGGUUCUCAGUGUGCAAGGAGAAGAUGGAGGCUCCGUUCUGCGCGGUGCUGUACUGCGCGCACCGCGCCAGCCCCGCCACCUGCUACUCUAAGAACCAGCCGCCGCUGCAGGGGACACCUUGCAAGGAACACCAUCGAUGCAUGGACGGCGAGUGCGUCCCGGAGCCCGAGACUCCCAAGACUCUCGAGACUCCUGAGACACCCGAGACUCCCAAGACUCUCGAGACUCCUGAGACACCUGAGGCUCCCGAGACUCUUGAGACUCCCAAGAUUUCUGAGACGACUCCGCGGGCCGAGGGCGUGUGGGGCGCGUGGACCCGGGGCGGCUGCCGCGCGGACUGCGGCUACGGGCUGCGGGUCAGCAGGCGGCGCUGUCACACUCAAUCGGGAGUGGGGUGCCACGGGCCGAGCAGCAAGGUGUCUCCGUGCUACUCGGGGCGAGCGUGCGGGCGCGCGCGCGACGCCCGGACCGACCUGUGUCGCCGCGAGGACGCCGCGCUCAUACCCGCCCUCACUGACGACAGUAGAGUCGAAACAUUGUCAGCUAUGGUGCGUGAACUACACAGGAGGUGAAGCAGUGACGUUUGGUUCCCUCCCCGACGGAACACCCUGUAGCUACGAUAAACCUUAUGAUGUUUGCUAUCGGGGUCUAUGCCUGGAAGGAUCCUGCAACUCAACGGACCCGGCGUGCAACUGGUGCCCGCGCGGACACUGCAAAAACUACACGCAUAGCGGCACUAGACUACUGCG
Molecule: messenger RNA, 2201 nt
Organism: Plutella xylostella (diamondback moth)
Lineage: Eukaryota; Metazoa; Arthropoda; Insecta; Lepidoptera; Plutellidae
Source: RefSeq, a predicted model, not a curated record